CCAUCGGCACAUCCUCCUUGUCCCGACUCAAAAUAGCUCUCAACGCAAACAGUAAAGCCAUUUCAAAAGAAAAUUUGAGCCUAUGGCGUUUUCUUCAUCUUCUUCUUCUUCCACCACCGCACCUCUUACGACCGUCGAUCACGGAGGUGGAAUUGGAAUCUCAGCCGUCCAUCCCGACAUCAUCCAGACCCACAUCCUGACACGACUCGACGGCCCGACUCUCGCCUCCACCGCCUGUGCAUCGUCCCAUUUGCACGAGCUCUCCACCGAAGAGAAACUCUGGCGGGACAUCUGCGCCUCUACGUGGCCUUCGAUCGACCACCCUCGUGUCCGCCAAGUCAUCUCCUCUUUCCCGGCAGGUCACCGUUCGUUUUUCUCGGACUCAUUUCCGGCUAUCCAUCACAGCUCACCACCGAAGGAUACCGAUCGUUCAUCUCUCCCCUCGGAGCUGAUCUCCGCCGUUGAUGUUCACUACGAGAACGAGCUUAUUUUCUCUAAAGUCCAAGAAACCCGGACCGAGACGGAGACGGCCGGAUGGUUCCUCUGCACGCCUUUCCGGGUCGAACUGAUUGACCGGAAAGAGUCGGUUUGGACACCGAUACGGCCGGUCGGAGAGGAUAAAGCGUGGCUAAAGCACCUGGAGGAGAACUUGAAGUUAAGCUGGAUCAUAAUCGACCCGACCCAGAAGAGGGCUGUCAACGUGUCCAGUGGGAGACCUGUUUCGGUUCAGCGGCACUGGUUCACCGGGGACAUGCAGCUCCGAUACGCGACGAUCAUGGCCAGCGAUAAGUCGGAUUUUGUGCAGUGCGCGGUGGUGGUGACGUGCGGGGGGAAGGUGGGAGGGGAGAUAGAGUUGAGGGAGGUGAGCAUGCUGUUGGAAGACAUGGAAGGGAAGCAUGUGAAAGGAAGGGAGAGCUUGGUAAUUCUGAACGCGGCCAUGGAAAGUGGGAAGAGAAAGAAGGAGAGGAGAGGGGAAGGGAAAGAGAGAUUCGAAGCUUAUUUGGAAAUGAAGAAAGUGAGAAGUGAGAGAAAGCAGAGGAGAGAGAGGGCAGUGGACAUGGCUUUCAUGCUUACUGGGAUUACUAUUUUCGUUGCCUUUUGCUCCUUUCUCUGUUUCAGAUAGGGGAACCAUCGUUUUUACAGUUACUACAGUUGAUCUUGAUACAGAACGUACACGCACACAGUGAAAAGAAGAUAAGUUAGCCACCCACCGAGAAACAAAGGGCAACAUGUAUCAUUGUUUCAAUUAAUUUCAUUCCAAAUUCUUUUGCUCAUGUUUCUAAAAUGAUUGCUAUAUAUAUAAAUUAAGUUGUAAGAUUUUUUAUUUUUGAUUUUAUAACAAAGUUGUAAAUGAAGUGUUUUAUGGUAUAAUAUUUUGCACAUUAAUGUCA
Carya illinoinensis is the source of this 1391-nucleotide messenger RNA. Its product is annotated as F-box protein At2g27310. Gene Ontology annotation, molecular function: protein binding. The record is from RefSeq and is a predicted model, not a curated record. Lineage: Eukaryota; Viridiplantae; Streptophyta; Magnoliopsida; Fagales; Juglandaceae. The transcript has a single exon. Bases 83 to 1123 code for a protein of 346 amino acids.